Messenger RNA from Nerophis lumbriciformis (worm pipefish), 1601 nucleotides. RefSeq lists its product as uncharacterized. NCBI's taxonomy places the organism in Eukaryota, Metazoa, Chordata, Actinopteri, Syngnathiformes, Syngnathidae. The record is from RefSeq and is a predicted model, not a curated record.
AAGGUCUAUAGAUUGUUCUAUAGAACUGGGCAUUCUAUAGAAUGUCUAACAGAAAUUCUAUAGACAUUAUCCUUUAUCUGCUGAAAGUUCUAUAGAUUGUUCCAUGGAAUAAAAUUCUAUAAAAUGGCAGCAGCGCUAUCACCAUAGCAUUGAUUAAUCUCAUUAAGUUGAUUCACCAGACUUGAGCUUGUUUUUUGAACAAUGCAGGAUGUCUCCCUCAAUUAUGAAAAUGUUAAUUUUGUAUCAUUCAAAAUUGUGAGGUGUCAUUUCAAGGCGGACACCCAGAACUUCGGCAGACUUUAUUUUUAAAAGUAUAUUUAUUCCAAUAAAUCAAUUUAUUUUUAUUUUUAGAGUUUUUGAGUUAUCUAUAAGUAAAAAGUGUGAAUAUUUUCGUAACUUACUUUUUUAUGUGAUAAAAUUAAUUUUAUUGGACUUCCAACAUAAAUUGAUUUAGCAAAACUCAGUUCAAAGGUUUAAAUCAGACCUAAAACGUCAGGACCCGCCCACGUACCUGCAUGCAGCUGUGGAAGAACAAGCCCAGACACGUUUCUUCACGGAGCCCAAUAGGAAAACACUUUACCGAACUCAUGUUUAGGGUCUUCUAGGCGCGAUGCGAGACGUCACAAGCGGGCUAACGUUGAGCCAAACAGCAGCUUCGAGGCACGGGCGGAAAUGAGAAGGAGUUUGGCCCCCAGUCAGGUCGCCAAACGGAAGCAAGGGGAGGAUGAUCAUCGAGACGAAAUAUAGUAUAUUAACCACGAGCGGUUCUCGAGAGAAGAUGAAUGGAGAAAAUUGGGACAGUGAUGAAGAAGUCCAAGUUCCAUGGCCACUCAACAAAGCAGGAGGAAGGAAGCAGUCACAAACCAAAUACGUGGCAAGAAUUCUGAGAUUUGGUGAAGACACACGUGAACUGACGCCAUAUUUGAAAGCCGCUCAGGAUGGCAAGGAUGUACCCCUUACUGGUGAUUUGGAAUAUGGCAGAGGCAAGAGAAACAAACAGCCAAAGUCUUGGUCAUCAGACAGUGAGAGCAAGGAUGAAAGUGUUGAGGAGACUCUAUCUGACAGACAGCAGAAGAAAAAGAGGAAAGUAAGCCGUACAGCUGUGGGAUAUGAUGCUCGGGCACAAUUGAAGGCCCAACUUGCUGCUCUGGGAAGAACUUCACCGAAAGAUACAUGUACAGAAAUGGAAUCCCUGAAGAAGGAAGUCCUCCAGUUGAGAGAGGAAAACAAAUCCCUUCGAGAUGCAUUGAGGGUUGUUGAAGGACUUCCUGGCCUGCUAAUGAAGAUGGACGACUUAUCACGUCAGGCAACAAUACUAUCAGCUCGACGUCCUGCUGUCGCUCUGCCAGAGAGGAGCUGGCCAACAGCAGCUUGACAGGAAAAAAAUCCAAUGCUUUUAAGGAUAAGCAUGAGAAACCAAAACUGGAUGACAAGAAAGUGUCUGCUAUUAUUGAUUUUGUGAAGAAGCUCCAUCCCUCAAGUGAAGCAAAUGUGAUAAAGAAAAUCAUUGGAGUGAAACUGAACAUUGCGCAGAAAAUGGGAAAAAAAGAAGGCCUCAGAAACAAAUUCUACUGGACGUCUAGCCGUCUCUAACAGUCGGG